Molecule: messenger RNA, 1026 nt
Organism: Schizophyllum commune H4-8
Lineage: Eukaryota; Fungi; Basidiomycota; Agaricomycetes; Agaricales; Schizophyllaceae
Exons: 5
Coding region: 1-1026 (341 amino acids)
Biological process (GO): DNA alkylation repair; DNA repair
Cellular component (GO): nucleus
Molecular function (GO): dioxygenase activity
Source: RefSeq, a predicted model, not a curated record
AUGACCGUGCUCAAGCCUCCAUCCUCCGACGCGAAGGCGAAGGGACCACCGCGGCUCCCUCCCUUGACUCUUUAUACGCCGGAGAAGGUAGCAGAGCAUACGCCAUGUACCCUGCACUUCAACAUUCUACCCCCGGAACUGGCCUGCCAGCUGUUCUACUCGAUGAUGGAUUUGUCGAAAGACUGGAAGCCCAACAAGUGGUGGCUCUUCGAUCGCGUUGUCGAGAGCCCGCAUGUUACGUCGUUCUUCGCGCGCGAAGAUGUGGAAGGCUCGUCUCAGCUCUACGCCGCCGCUGCGAUGUCUUGGUACAACGGCCGAAGGACAGAUCCACCGCAGAAAUUUCCGGCGCCUAUGGAAGAGGCUUGUCGGAUAAUCGAGCAAAUAGUGAAUAACGAAAUGAAGAUACGCAAGCGAUAUCCCUUGGAAUGGGGCGGCGACUCGGGGUGGAGGGCAAAUGUCGCUGCGUCAAACCGGUAUGCGGGUGGGCAGGAGAGCGUCGGCUGGCACUCGGACCAGCUGACGAAUCUUGGUCCGUACCCAACCAUCGCGUCCUUGAGUCUCGGCGUUCGCCGCAACUUCAGCCUGCGCGAGGUGGUCCCUUCGGACGAGAAGGAGACUCGCCACCCGCGAACGUUCAACGUCUCUCUACCUCAUAACUCAUUGACAAUUAUGCACGCGUCUUGUCAGGAGCGCUUCAAACACUCCAUUCCUCCACAAUCGUCAAUCGACAUAUAUCGUCCGGCAUUCCCUCCUGGUCCCGAUCAAGAUAUCCAGGAAUAUAACUCGCGCAUCAACAUCACCUUCAGGUUCUAUAGACCUGACUUCGCGUCCGACAAGAAUCCCAAGUGCAAGUGCGGGAUCCCCAUGAUCUUGCGGCCUGACAUGAAGAACAGGUCGGGUGAUGCGGUGAAUAAAUACUGGUGGACGUGCUAUGCGGGUGCGCAGAAUGACGGGAAGGGUUGCGAUAUGUGGCAGGUUAUGGACAUGAAGAAGGAAGGGAGGGGGCCUACAAUUGGCGAAAUGUAG